AAGAAUAUCAUGAGAUACUAAAGUACUUGGCCGAACAUAGAUAUACUGACGUCGUGGAGGCUAUGAUUGCCGCUAGUCAUGGCUUUAGCAACCCGGCCCAGCAUAAACUGGAUGCUCAAGCAUUUUGGUCAUCAGGAGAGGAAUUAAAAUUUCCUGAAGUCUCCAAGUCCUUUGCCUCUCCAACAGAGAAUUCAGUGCAGUAUGUGUCCUUUAUGAUUUUCUUAUAAACUUUUGAAGCAUAUGCAGCAGUUUUAAUGUACUGUUGUAGGGGAGAACCGUCUAGCAAAGAAAUCAUAGAGAAUGCUAAGAAGUGGAUGGGCGAGGAAGUCAUGGUGGAUUUCAAGAAGUACAUCAAAUGGCUGGACCAAUUCAAAGACGUGGAGUAUGGCCUGGAUGAGCUUCAACAUCAGUGCUUCAGCGUGGAGAGCUAUGACCAUACCUUCCAUCACUUCAACUUCACUGUUAAGAUGAAGAAGCCAGACGGUGAUUGGUCAUCGACGCCCUAUUUUGCUCAAGUGAAAGAGAUCUAUGGAAGAAAAUAUUAUACCUGCUACAAACUAAGCUCAUAUGAUGAUGGUCACUGCUACGCAUGCAUAAAUCAAGGAAUGCAUGCACUGAAGCACCCUAUUGGUGAGUUCGGGUACGACAGUGGCUAUCCUGACACGGGGUCCCCCUUCAUUUAUCUUAGUGAUGAUGAAUAAUCAGAUCUCGAG
Messenger RNA from Triticum urartu, 713 nucleotides. NCBI's taxonomy places the organism in Eukaryota, Viridiplantae, Streptophyta, Magnoliopsida, Poales, Poaceae. The record is from RefSeq and is a predicted model, not a curated record.